Molecule: messenger RNA, 738 nt
Organism: Arachis stenosperma
Lineage: Eukaryota; Viridiplantae; Streptophyta; Magnoliopsida; Fabales; Fabaceae
Exons: 3
Coding region: 1-738 (245 amino acids)
Biological process (GO): protein phosphorylation
Molecular function (GO): ATP binding; protein kinase activity
Source: RefSeq, a predicted model, not a curated record
AUGGGCUUGAUGUCUUAUUUUCUUGGCAUUGAAGUGGUUCAAAGAGAUGAUGGUAUUUUCAUUUCUCAGAAGAAAUAUGCAAAUGAUAUUUUGAAGAAAUUUCAGAUGGAAUAUUCAAAUCCAAUUCUUACUCCAGUCGAAGAGAAGUUCAAGUUGUUGAGAGAAGAUAAAGGAAGAACAGUAAAUUCUAUAUAUUACAAAAGCUUAAUUGGAAGUCUAAGGUACUUGACUGCGACUAGACCAGAUAUUGUGUUUGGAGUUGGUUUGCUUAGCAGAUUCAUGGAGGAACCUUGUACCAACCAUUUACAAGUGGCAAAACGGAUUCUUCGAUAUAUCAAAUGUACUUUAAAUGAUGGUAUUUAUUAUGAAAAUACUACUGAAAUGAAUCUUGGUGGUUACACUGAUAGUGAUUGGGCUGGAGAUAUAGAAACAAGAAAAAGCACUUCAGGAUUUGUAUUUCAUCUUGGUUCUGUUCAUGUUAUAGUUCAUAAGGAUGUGAAGAGCAAUAACAUAUUGCUUGAUCAUGAGUUUAAGCCUCAUGUAACAGAUUUUGGGUUUGUUAAGACUUUGCAGCAUGAGGCUGGCAAGGGAGGUGCUAGUGCCGGUACCAGUGUCAUGUCCAGAGGAUAUCGGCACUGCGCAAAGGAUCGUCGAGGUGGAGGCCGCUGUAGUACAAACGCGGGCCUUGGUCAUGCAAGCCGCGAAGAUGUGACAGGCGAGCAGCGUGGGUGCAAGUGA